Molecule: messenger RNA, 1165 nt
Organism: Tilletiaria anomala UBC 951
Lineage: Eukaryota; Fungi; Basidiomycota; Exobasidiomycetes; Georgefischeriales; Tilletiariaceae
Exons: 3
Coding region: 449-1063 (204 amino acids)
Source: RefSeq, a predicted model, not a curated record
GGACAAUCAGUACAUCACAUAAAUUGCUAGCAAGGCAGACACGUCAGCGGCGACAGCAAGCUUUGAGCAGCGUUGACCCAUAACCCCAACCCUAACCCGGUCCAGUCUCGUCUGCGCUCAAUCUACAUCCGUACCAUUCUGAUCUUUAUUGCUUUCGUUUGCCCAAAAGUAUUUGGACUCGAAUCAAGAUGCCAACGCUACGAUCCAUCCUGGUGCUGCUCUCGCUCGCAGUAUCCGCUCUCGCUUCCAGCGCCAUUCCAUCUGGGACACUCGCCCCUCAGCCGUCGCUGCAGCCGCAGUUGCCGAGGCAGCUGCCGCUGUGAGCAGUAGCGAUGCAGGUCCGACAUUCUCGUUCAUCCAGGGCACGUACAAUGUCUCCUUUUGGGCAGUCGACCUCCCCGUCAGCUAUGCCCGCACAAUCUUGCCGCCCAAAGUAGCUGAUGGCCGGAUGGAUGAGGACCUUUUCAUGUUGCUCAAAGGCCAACGGGACAAGAAGACAACCUUGGCGGUGCUCGAGGCGGGGCACCAAAAGGGCAAUGGCCCGCCUGGCUUUGGGAUCCUUAAUAAUGAAGAGACAACGCUAGAGCUGCCAUACGUCCGCUUACGGCCAGGCAGCAAGCAGCCGUACAUUUACAAGUCACAAAUCUUCACCGAUAGCCCGGUCGCUGGGCUGUUCGGCGGCCUCGUCUUUGGGCUGCACGAGACGCAGGCGAAGAUGGUACCGCCGAACAGCUCGGACGCGCUAAAUUACGACCAGGACACCGUCGGCUGGUUCAAGAUCGAGCGCGUUGCCAUGCAGCCCCAAGAUACGAGCGGGGUCGACUGGAAGGAUAUUUCCAAUCAGCCUUGGUUCACUGAUGGGCCCCUGUGCGGCCGACACGUGUACAACGUCGCGCCAACGAUCUCUCUGCGCGGAGAUGUGCAGCUGCUGCCAUCCGUGCUGAAAGAGCCGAACCCGGCGGCAGAGCCACUGGCGUUCUUCGACGUGGAGGGGAUACGUAUGAAUGCGCACUUCAAGAUCAUUGGACCUGCUAGCUGCGCUGCAUUUGACACUGCCGCAUAGACGCUUGAGGCAGACGUCAUGCCGCAGAUGCCCUUGCUUCGAACCGUAGGACGUGCUGUAUUGAUCUGUUACCCCAUGGACCAACGCUACAAUUGCCUUUGC